Penicillium subrubescens is the source of this 750-nucleotide messenger RNA. RefSeq names its product aminoglycoside phosphotransferase family protein. Lineage: Eukaryota; Fungi; Ascomycota; Eurotiomycetes; Eurotiales; Aspergillaceae. Bases 1 to 750 code for a protein of 249 amino acids. The record is from RefSeq and is a predicted model, not a curated record. The transcript is spliced from 2 exons.
AUGGAGUACAUAGAGGGGAAGGUUAUCGAUCCGUUGGAAGACAUCAACGCCAUAGAAAAGGUUGCGGGUGUGCUUGAUUAUUUCGCAACAUUGCGACAUGACAUCCCCGGGCCUCUCUCUGGCGGGAUCUGUCGCGGGCUUCUCUUCCCGGAGACUGAAGAUCUGGUUUUCGACAGUAUUAACGAGAUGGAGAAGUGGUUCAAUAGCCGGCUUUUUGCACAUAAUCCGAAACUUACUUUCCAGGGCUGCGAGCUAGUGCUUUGCCAUCUAGAUAUAGCGCCUCGAAAUAUCUUAUGGCAGGAAGAUGGUUCUCUCUGCCUCAUUGACUGGGCAUCUGCUGGGUAUUAUCCAAGGUUGUUCGAGUUUUGCGCGCAGUGGAUUAUUGAAGGAAAGGACGGCGGGUUUAAUUCCCUUCUCUUGAAAUCGAUGAAUCCUUUACCAUACCAAGAGAUAGCGCAGAAAGAGUCCGUCCUAUCCGAACCAAAAAUACAAAUUCUUCCAAAACAUUAUCAAGAGAUUCAAUCGAUCGUAUUCCUGCACCAACCCAUCCAAUGCCAGAUUAUCCGCCAGGCUGGUAUGAGCAAGCUCAGCGGGAAGGCGUUACCCCGACAGGACCCACUUUUGGCGCUCCUCUAUGCUCCUCUCGAGGAACCGGAGAACAAGAUCGAGUUUACAAUCGCGUCGCUCGUUAUUUGCGCGCAAUUUGGGCUCCGCACCCUAAACCAUCUGAUGCUGCGUAAAUUCGGCUAG